Acaulospora colombiana is the source of this 1512-nucleotide messenger RNA. NCBI's taxonomy places the organism in Eukaryota, Fungi, Glomeromycota, Glomeromycetes, Diversisporales, Acaulosporaceae. The record is from the annotation of a GenBank genome assembly.
AUGAAAACGUUGAAGUUCUUGCAAUUAAAGAACCGGAACCCUGGAGGCCGACAGACCAGACACAGCUUCGCCUUUUUUCGUACACAAGAUGAAGGCAUAUCGAAUAUACCGCCCCCACCUCCAAAGCCGGAGAAGGAGAGGUCAUCUUUAAAGACGUACCUUUCGAAAAGAAGGAACAAACGAGAAGCUACGUCUCGAGAGGUUCGUGCCUCCGCCGUUGAACUUGUAACCAUAAACGAGCUAAAGGAAGAAAUACAACAACGCGAGGCCACGCUGGUCACCUUGGACAAGAGGAUUAAGGGCAUAGAGUCCGAAAGAGACCGCGCCCGCACGGAGUUACUGAAUGCACAAGCGCAGCUAAAAGAUCGCGGUCAAGAGGUCAGUGACCUCAAGAGCCUGGCCACCGAGCGCGACCAAAUGAUAGAGCAGUUGACCGACAUGGUGAAUGAGCUAAAAGAAGAAAGAAGCGUAAUACAGAUUGAGUGCGAUAAGACAAAAUCGGAACUCAAGUCUCGCGAAAGUGAAAUAAGACACCUGAAUUUGUCACUGCUUGAAUGCGCUCAUGACCUGCAGUCCACCAAGACCGAUCUCUCCGCGACGAUAAGUGAGAAAGAUCACGCGCUUCACGACAUGCAGCUGAAACUAAGUGAACGAGAAAAGCUGGAUCAAUCCAAGACCAAUCAAAUACUUUCUCUUCAACAGGAUCUUGAGUCAGCUCAACAGGACCUGCGCAAUGCUCAGAGCGAACUAGAGGCGACGCGAUCGAUGUGCGACGCCGAAAUCGAGGCAGCUCAGGCAAUGUGCACAGCAGAAAUAGAAGCAACGAAAGCGAAGUGCACGGCUGAACUCGGCGUCAUAAAAGCAAAGUAUGCAGCGGAACUCCAUGUAGCCAAGGAAGAACACGCGGACGAACUUGAGGCCACCAAGGCUCAACUUUCCUUUGUCAAAUCACAGUUGGAUUCGACCAAAGCUCAACUUUCCUUUACAAAAUCAAAACUCGAGUGGGCCAAGGCCGAUCUUUCCUCAAUAAAGUCAUUGCUGGAUUCGGCCAAAGCUGAUCUCACCAACACGAACAAUAAACUCAAACGAACCACGGCGGAAUUGGAAUCAUCCAAGGAGGAGAUUGAGAAAUAUGUGGAAAUAAUGGCAUACAGAGACGGUCUCACCUCGCUGAUAAUAUCGGUCUACCAAGAGGAUAUACAGAGCGAAAAGGAACGAGGCAACGUCGAACUUGAGGAGAAACAGGAUCAGCUAAGCAAGAUAAAAAGCUCAUAUGAAAAAGAGAAGAAGGCAAAUACCAAGACCAUAAAACAGCUAACAAAUCAAGUUCAAAACCUCACCAACUCACAAGUGCAAGAAAAGGCCAAAAUAUACCAACUCGAAAGCGAGAACAUCAAACUGCGAAAACAACUCGAACAAUCGAAGACGCAAGCCCUAACAAACGAUGAAUUAACUAUAUUAGUCGAUGAUGCUGAGUUAAUGAAAGAAGAAAUUUCUAGGCUACAAGCCGAA